AUGGUGACAGCCUGCAGAGGGAAACGCGCCCUCCCCUCCCGACCUUUAGAUGAACGUGUAGCAUCCGUGCGAGCUUCGCAGCGCGGUGGUGCGCACCGCAGGCGACAGCGCCACACUGAAACGCCUGAUCCCUUUACCUUUGCUUGCGGUGUUAUUUUUGCACCUUACGGCCCUGUCUGGAAGCAACAGAGGAAAUUCUCUCUUUCAACACUGCGUCAUUUUGGAGUAGGAAGACUCAGCUUAGAGCCAAAAAUCAUUGAGGAGCUGAAGUUUAUAAAGGAGGAAAUGCUGAAGCAUGGAAAGGAUUCAUUUAAUCCUUUUCCAAUAAUUCGUAAUGCAGUAUCCAAUGUUAUCUGUUCCAUGGCCUUUGGCAGGCGUUUUAACUAUGAAGAUAUUGAGUUCAAGACAAUGCUAAAGAACAUGGCCCGUGCCCUAGAGCUAAGUGUGAACCGCUAUAUGAUUCUGGUCAAUAUCUGCCCUUGGCUUUACUACCUUCCCUUUGGGCCUUUCUGGGAACUUAGGAAAACAGAAUUAGAUAUUACUGCUUUUCUAAAGAAAAUAAUUGCACAGCACAGGGAUACACUGGAUGCAGCAAAUCCCAGGGACUUCAUUGAUAUGUACUUCAUCCAUGCAGAAGAAGAAAAAAACAACAAGGAGAGCAGUUUUAAUGAAGACUACCUAUUUUUUAUCAUUGGUGACCUCUUCAUCGCAGGCACAGACACUACUUCCAACACAUUACUGUGGUGCCUGCUCUACAUGUCUCUCUACCCAGAAGUACAAGAGAAGGUUCAUGCAGAAAUUGAAGCAGUUCUAGGACGUGACAAAAUUCCUUCUCUUACCCACAAGGCUCAAAUGCCCUUCACAGAGGCAACCAUUAUGGAAGUGCAGAGGAUGACAGCGGUUGUUCCCCUUUCUAUUCCUCGAAUGGCCUCAGAAACUGCUGUGCUGCAGGGAUAUAUCAUUCCUAAGGGCAGUGUGAUCGUGCCCAACCUGUGGUCAGUACACAGAGAUCCUAAUAUUUGGGAGAAACCAGAUGAAUUUCAACCGUCACGAUUUCUGGAUGAAAAUGGCCAACUAAUUAAGAAAGAGGCUUUCAUUCCUUUUGGAAUGGGUAAACGUGUGUGCAUGGGAGAGCAGUUGGCAAAAAUGGAGCUGUUCUUAAUUUUUGCAAGUCUAAUGCAAAGCUUUACAUUUUUGUACCCUGAAAAUGCUGCAAAACCAUCUAUGGACGGAAGGUUUGGUCUAACUUUAGCUCCAUGUCCAUUCAACAUAAUAGCUUUGAAGAGAUGAUACAACAUCAAAAGAGAUUCCACAAAGAAAUACUGCACUUUCAAAAUCUAGCUUUAUUUUGUUUCCAGCUUGUUUUGUUACUUUCUUUCCAGAAAAAUACCAACUGCACAGUCUUUCAUAGUCAGUGAGAGUGAUCCAUUUACACUUCUGGAAAGAGAAUAUUUUUUUUGUCUGCUGUUGCAUUCCACAAACAAAUGACAGCAUCGUUUGCAAUUUGAUACUAAAACUGGCUGAGCUUAACCCCACUGUCUAUAAGCUCUUACUGUCAGUUUGUCAAAUGUUAAUGAUGGGAAAAUGG
Nestor notabilis (Kea) is the source of this 1588-nucleotide messenger RNA. Its product is annotated as cytochrome P450 2U1-like. Gene Ontology annotation, biological process: xenobiotic metabolic process. The record is from RefSeq and is a predicted model, not a curated record. Gene Ontology annotation, cellular component: intracellular membrane-bounded organelle; cytoplasm. Gene Ontology annotation, molecular function: iron ion binding; heme binding; oxidoreductase activity, acting on paired donors, with incorporation or reduction of molecular oxygen, reduced flavin or flavoprotein as one donor, and incorporation of one atom of oxygen. The transcript is spliced from 5 exons. Bases 1 to 1290 code for a protein of 429 amino acids. NCBI's taxonomy places the organism in Eukaryota, Metazoa, Chordata, Aves, Psittaciformes, Psittacidae.